AUGACGAAUAAUCGUAUACGUUGUUUAAUAAUUUUUAUCGUUACUGGUCUUUUAAUAUUUUUAAUUGUCGGUACAAUUAUUUAUCUUGUUCGUCGUAGUGAACAUCGAGUAGUUCAUCCUGAUGCAUGUCCUCGACCAAAACAAUAUCAAACCAAUUAUGAUUAUGAUUAUACAAAGAAUAGCAAGGAAUUUCGUAAUACAGAUAGUUCAGUAGAUUAUUUUCAAUUAAGUCUUUCUUGGUCUCCAACAUUUUGUGGUGGAAAACAAAAUUCACAUAAUCUAUUUCAAUGUCAACAUGUAUUUGGUUUUGUUGUUCAUGGAUUAUGGCCAAGUAAAACUAAAACCGGUAGAGGACAGUCAAAUAAUAUACAUCCAAGAAAUUGUCGUAAUGAACCACCAAUACCAGCGGAUGUUAUUAAAAAAUAUUUUUGUUUAAUGCCUUCUGAAAAAUUAAUGCAAGAUGAAUGGGAAAAACAUGGAACAUGUUAUUGGCAAAAACCUGAAGAUUAUUUCGAAAAAAUCAAUUAUCUCUAUUCAAAGAUAAAUAUACCUAAUAAUAUAAAUGACAUUUUAAAUAAUGGAACUUUAGGAUAUAAAAGUAUUAAACAAAGUUUUAUAGAUAUAAAUCCACAAUUAAAAUGGGAAGAAAUUAAUGUUAUGAUGCGAAAAAAUAAAUUACAUGAAGUUGCUUUUUGCUAUGAUCUUAAUUUUAAUCAUAUCAAAUGUAUUUGA
Molecule: messenger RNA, 732 nt
Organism: Adineta steineri
Lineage: Eukaryota; Metazoa; Rotifera; Eurotatoria; Adinetida; Adinetidae
Source: the annotation of a GenBank genome assembly